Populus euphratica (Euphrates poplar) is the source of this 621-nucleotide messenger RNA. RefSeq lists its product as uncharacterized. The coding region runs from base 1 to 621 and encodes 206 amino acids. The record is from RefSeq and is a predicted model, not a curated record. NCBI's taxonomy places the organism in Eukaryota, Viridiplantae, Streptophyta, Magnoliopsida, Malpighiales, Salicaceae. The transcript has a single exon.
AUGGGGACUGAGGUUGCAAGGCCACAAGAUUGCCUGAUUGAAAGAAUCAGAGUUUCUCCCUGUCGUCGGAGAAAUUAUUACUAUGGAAACGGAAACGUUUCUAACCCUAACGCUUGUAGCACUAACAGCUACUGCAACAACAGCAACCCUAGGUUUAACAGAAAACCAACAGCGGUGCGGUUUGAGAGAUCGGGCCAGAGAAAGAAACAAUCAGAGCCUUCGAUCUCAAAGAAAUCAGGCACUGUUGAUGAUCUCAAGAUCCCCAGGAACAACAAGGUGAUGGAGAAGGUUACGAUUUUACGGCGAGGAGAGUCGCUAGACACGAAGAUCAAGAGCAGCGAGACUGCGUCCUUGAAGAAGAAACAAGGAAAUGGUGGUGAUUUUGUUGUUGCCAGCACGGACCGAUUGGGUCCGGACCCUAAGGUGGUUUCAAAACAGAUCAGGAUCGUGGAUCUGAGGUCUCCGGUGAGUGGAAAGUGUGACAUGUACGCCGGAUCGGCUUUUGCAGUGUCCCCGGCGCCGAGUUCGCUUCCUUUGCCGUCUUUUUCGAAGAAGAAGCAGGUUUCAAUUGAUGACUCGGCCACCAGGGAUCUAAGGCGUCUGCUUCGACUCGAAUGUUGA